AUGGCAGCGCCGUUCCCCAACCUCUACACGCACCGAAAGGUUGCCGAAUCAGCCGCCAAAGCCUGCGAUAUCUGCUACAAGCCCAGCUCAUCGGUGCUCAUCACGCCGGAUAAAAAGGACUUCUUCUACAUCUGCCCUGUCCACCUCAAGGAUCGGUACUUUUGCACUCCCAAGAUUGAUGAGGAUGCCAUCAAGGCCAAGCGGGAGAAGGACUUGGCCGAGGAGAAGGACAAGCUGAUGAAGGAGUACCAAGAGAAGCAGCGCAAGAAGAAGGAGAAAGAGAAGGAAAAGGAAAAGGAAAAAGACAAGGACAAGGACAAGGACAAGGAUGAAGAAAAGGACAAAGACAAAGAGAAAGAGAAAAAGGAGACCACGGAUGAAACUGAAGCAGACAAGAAUGGUACAGAGACUCCAAAGGAGGAAGACGAGCCUCGCGUCUUUGAACUCAAGAGCUCCUUCUAUCAACAACGUCUGCAGCGUAAACGCCAAGCCGAAGCCGCCAAAAGGGACCGCGAAAGAGCAUCUCAGCCAAAUUACUUUCCAUCUGUGCCAACCGAGCCACCGAGAAAGUAA
Messenger RNA from Trichoderma aggressivum f. europaeum, 573 nucleotides. RefSeq lists its product as uncharacterized. Lineage: Eukaryota; Fungi; Ascomycota; Sordariomycetes; Hypocreales; Hypocreaceae. The transcript has 4 exons. The coding region runs from base 1 to 573 and encodes 190 amino acids. Gene Ontology annotation, cellular component: endosome. Gene Ontology annotation, biological process: vacuolar transport. The record is from RefSeq and is a predicted model, not a curated record.